CCAAUCCUCCCGCACACAAGGGGCACGCAUUCACCCGGAGCCCUGUCGGCCACCCUCAACCUGACCACUUCAACCAGGGCUCGGCCAACCCUUGGGCUGCUCUCUUCAAUAAACACCAGGACAUGUCGCCUUAAAAGUCUAAGCUUAGCUCUACGAUACAAGAGAAAGAGCUACGAGCCUACAAGUAGAAGUAUCCCCGUUCAGAACAGAGAACUGUACCACGGGAUGCACCCAACUCCUGCUACUGGACAGAAAGUUGAGAAAGUCGCCAGCAUCUAACAACAAGGAAGGAAAGCUCCAAUAGACGUCCCAUCGAGUUUGCGCUAUACUCUGGCCUUGGUCUUCUGCUUGGAGCGUACAUAAAUCCUCGUCCUGCCGAAUAUCCAGCGUUGUCAUCCGUCACCGUCGUCACGCUUCCACAUGGUCUUCAACACCAAGCACAGCAUCCUGGCGCUCGCCUGUUUUUCUUCGUACUCCUAUGCUGCCCCUCUGCAGCUUGCGCCCCGCGCCGUAAUCAAUCAUGAUGCCGUUGUUGGCUUCCCACAGACCGUGCCCUCGAGCAUCGAAGGAACCCUCAUGUUGAAGUACAAGCCUUACCUCGAGGUAUACAACGGUUGCGUCCCAUUCCCCGCUGUGAACGCUGCAGGCGACACCAGCGGCGGUCUAUCUACCGACGGCGCACCGAAUGGGAACUGCGGAAAGUCCACAGGCCAGGUCUACGCUCGUGCCGGCACUUACAAUGGCGCUUUUGCUAUCAUGUAUUCGUGGUAUAUGCCCAAGGACAGCCCGUCAAGCGGACUCGGCCACCGCCAUGACUGGGAGAACGUCGUUGUGUGGCUCUCAUCCGCUUCCGAAACGGCGACGGUGCGAGGAGUCGCCAUCUCUGCACAUGGAGAUUACCAGAAAGUCUCUGGCCAUUUCAGCGGGUCCCGAGUCAAGAUCGGUUACAUCAGUAUCUGGCCCGUCAACCAUCAGUUGAUUGACACGGUCGAACAAGGCGGCGAGCAGCCCCUGAUUGCAUGGGAGAGUAUGACGGCGGCGGCGAGAACGGCCAUUGAGACCACGGACUUUGGCUCAGCGACUCCAAGCUUCAGAGACGGCAAUUUCCAGAGCUAUCUUCAGAAAGCGUUCUUCUAGUUGGGCUUCACAGGGUGGAAAGCCCUCAGGCAGGCUGCGCGGUGCAGCAGCGGAAUGAAAAGGAUGUCUUCGUAAAGAGAUGGUUAGGGACAAGGUGGGUGGCAUAUAGUCCUUCUGCCGUCUCUAGCGUCUAAGAAAAGGUCUCCUAAUUCCUUCUUGUUCACAUUGCAGAUGUGACAGAUU
Messenger RNA from Westerdykella ornata, 1320 nucleotides. RefSeq names its product NPP1-domain-containing protein. The transcript has 4 exons. The record is from RefSeq and is a predicted model, not a curated record. The coding region runs from base 421 to 1137 and encodes 238 amino acids. NCBI's taxonomy places the organism in Eukaryota, Fungi, Ascomycota, Dothideomycetes, Pleosporales, Sporormiaceae.